UGUUUACCCAAACGAGCUAACCCGUUUACGGACCUUCCGUUAAGUAUGGCGACGAAUCGUGUAGUAGAAGACAUCGACCCAUUAAAAGCUGAAAAAGAAGGAAAGGUUCGCGAGGUUGGGCCAAUGGCAGUGUGGUCGUUGUCAUCUUGUAAACCAGGGUUUGGAGUUGACCAGUUGCGUGACAAUUGUUUGGAAACUUAUUGGCAAUCAGAUGGACCUCAGCCUCAUUUGGUAAACAUACAGUUUCGUAAAAAGACUACCAUACAAGAUGUUUGCCUGUAUGCUGAUUACAAACUGGAUGAAAGCUAUACACCAAACAAAAUCUCUGUCAGAGCUGGUACUCACUUCCAUGAUCUUCAAGAAGUAGAAGUGAUGGAAUUGAACGAACCUUCUGGUUGGGUCAGGAUUCCACUUAAGGAUGUUUUAGAUCAGCCAAUUCGAACUUAUUUAGUUCAGAUUGCUGUUCUCUCUAAUCAUCAAAAUGGUCGUGAUACUCACCUGAGACAAAUUCGAGUGCAUUCACCUGUGGAAAAUAACUGUUUUGCUGCUAUUAAGUUCCCAAUGCUUACGAGUAUUGAGUGCUUGGCAUAUAGUAAUAUCAGAUAAAAGUAAUUGGAUUGUAUUGCAACAUCUGGUAUCUUAUGCAUAUUCAUAAUCAUUUUCAAAUUUAUUUUAUAUGUCUUUUUUUUACAGUUCAUCAUUUUCUUUUAAUCUUUUAAAUAAAAUAAACAGUUCAUAAAUCAAAA
Stegodyphus dumicola is the source of this 746-nucleotide messenger RNA. RefSeq names its product anaphase-promoting complex subunit 10 (gene APC10). Gene Ontology annotation, cellular component: anaphase-promoting complex. Gene Ontology annotation, biological process: protein K11-linked ubiquitination; anaphase-promoting complex-dependent catabolic process. NCBI's taxonomy places the organism in Eukaryota, Metazoa, Arthropoda, Arachnida, Araneae, Eresidae. The record is from RefSeq and is a predicted model, not a curated record.